UCCAGCGAGGCAAACAGCAUGAUCUGCUUAUAUAAAAACAUGACUUGGGCAGUACAUCUUUCAUUUCUCCCGGGAUUUGCAAAAUCAAACACCUACCUUAUACCUUGAUAAUGGAUCCUUCUGGAUCUUCUUCUUCUUCAUCUUCAAGAAAAGGAAAAAAGAGCAAUAAUUCAGAAAAUAAUAAACCAAGAAAACAACCUCAAAGAGGACUCGGUGUUGCUCAGUUGGAGAAAAUCAGAAUAUUACAUUCUCAGUUACAUCAUCAUCAUCCACCUCCUCCUCCUUACUUCAACUACAAUGAAGAUCCAAGGUUACUGCAAACGCCAUCAUACUCGCCUAAUUCAUAUACUUUCCAACCUCACACUAUGGCCUUACCUGAAUAUGAUAGAUCAAACAUAAGAUAUGCAGAUUCUCAACCGAGCAGAUGGCAACAUGGCAAUGUCAACCACUACUCUCCUCCUCAAACAAACAUAACUCAACCAUUUCUAAAUCUAUAUGAUUCACAAGACAUGGAUAUUCAUAGAAGUGAUUCUUUGGAUUUGGAAUCGAGUGACACUCAAGAGCCAGAUUUGGAGCUCAGAUUAUCUCUCUAUUAGUUCAUUUCUUAUUCUAUAUUUGAACGUUUUUAUUUACAAUUCAAAUUAUUGUAACAGAACAAGAAAUGAACAAACAUUACAUACCUGUUUUGUUUUACAGUUUCAACUGCUGGAUAGCCAAUAGCCAGAGACAAACUUUUUAAUGUAGUAUAUACUUUCAUGUGUGACUGAUAAAAGGCAAUGAAAGAGCAAAUAGGAGAGGAUAGUUAUCGUAUGUUAGUGUGUAUUGGAACAACAAUUUAAUAUUUAAACGGUUGGGAACAAAGCGUUCUACUAUCAACACUUAAAACUCA
This is a messenger RNA of Lathyrus oleraceus (garden pea), 889 nucleotides long. Its product is annotated as protein SPEAR3. Gene Ontology annotation, molecular function: DNA-binding transcription factor activity. Lineage: Eukaryota; Viridiplantae; Streptophyta; Magnoliopsida; Fabales; Fabaceae. The transcript is spliced from 3 exons. The coding region runs from base 111 to 596 and encodes 161 amino acids. The record is from RefSeq and is a predicted model, not a curated record.